AUGUCAUUCCUAAGGAUUGGGGCCACUAUUCCAGAGUAUAGUCAUAUACUCAGCUUCAGACGUCAAGUAUACAUAGCUCCCACCGAAAGUACCAUACCAGAAUCCUUGGUGAUUAGUCAUGGAGGGUUGUCAUAUCGCAUAUUCUUAUCAUUGGACAGCCAAAAAUGUUUCAAGUGCAACCAAUCAGGACACAUAGCCAACAAUUGCAGAUCUACAUCCCAACCAUCGACCUCAAACAUGGAUGAUACCGUCCUUCCCUCAUCCUCAGUAAAACCCAAUAAUAACAUGUCUAGCAGUAUUCAACUGGAACCCACUAUCACACAGGCAGCCGAAGUUCGACAGACACAACUGCCAAUCUUAACUGAAGAAUCUCCUAACAGACAGACCAUAUCCACUCCACAACCAAUAUUGAGUCAAAGCAAAGAACUUAACAUAGAAAUGCCACCUACUCCAUCCGUAGCAACCACCGACGAUGCCAGCAACACAGGCAAAAGAAACUCCAGUUCGUCUUCUGAAUCGCUGAACGAUCCAUUUCAUUGCUCUUCUGAUGAAGAUCCUACAUAUCAGGUAGACGAAGUGGAAGCCGAAGACAAUUAUUCAGAGUCUGAAGAAUCUGAGCAUCACUUGUUACUACCAUUGCCUGCUUCCGUAGUAUCUGAUAAUACCGAUUGUAACCAACCAACAAGUACACCUCCGCAGUUCCAAUCAUUGGAUGAAACUCAAGAUGAAAAUACUUAUACGACUAGUCCAGUAAAUGAAGUCAUCCAUAAUAUGGAAACCGACAAUCCUAACUAUGAUGAUCAGGACAUAAUAGUGGAAGCAUAUAACAUUGCGUGGAAAGACCCAGUAGGCAAUCAUGAGGUAUUUCCCUUCGAUCCCAAAAAUACUGGGGUAAAUCCAGAUAUUGCAGCAGCAUUAGGUGACCAAUCCCCGAUCGAUUUUUUUUCGCUUUUUAUUGACGAUGAAAUUAUCCAAAUUAUAACCGACCAAACUAAUCUUUAUGCAUCCCAGAAGUUAUUGAAUAUAGACGAUACUUCCGAAGGUAGUCGUCUCCAUGCGUGGACACCGAUCAAUAAAGAGGAAAUCAAAAAAUUUAUUGGCAUCAUAGGAUACAUGGGUUUAGUCAAACUUCCUACCAUGGAUAGAUAUUGGACUAAAACGAAAAAGAUAUACCACAACAGUGUUGUUGGACAAAUUAUGAGUCGGAAUCGGUUUGAAUUACUUCUGAAUAUGUGGCAUUUCACCGAUAAUGAUAUGUGCCCUAAAGGAGAUCGAGGGUACAAAAUCGAACCAUUCAUGAAUUUAUUGUUGAAAAAAUUCCAAGAGGCCUACACUCCAAGAAUUCUGCAUAGACGAAAGUUUGAUACCAUUUCGUGGUAG
Molecule: messenger RNA, 1380 nt
Organism: Acanthoscelides obtectus
Lineage: Eukaryota; Metazoa; Arthropoda; Insecta; Coleoptera; Chrysomelidae
Source: the annotation of a GenBank genome assembly